CUGUGGCGUGCAUUUGGGCCCUACUGAGCCGCCAUACCUCCCGCCUCAGCGCCCAACGUCGGCGUCGCUGUUCUGCGCCGCCGCCAUGGCCGACGUGGAGGAGGGCGAGGAGACCUGCGUGUUGUCCUCACACUCCGGGACUGCGGGCACCAAGUCGGGUGGGGACAAGAUGUUCUCCCUCAAGAAAUGGAACGCGGUAGCCAUGUGGAGCUGGGACGUUGAGUGCGAUACCUGCGCCAUUUGCAGGGUCCAGGUGAUGGAUGCCUGCCUCAGAUGUCAAGCUGAAAACAAACAAGAGGACUGUGUUGUGGUCUGGGGAGAAUGCAAUCAUUCCUUUCACAACUGCUGCAUGUCUCUCUGGGUGAAGCAGAACAAUCGCUGUCCUCUGUGCCAGCAGGACUGGGUGGUACAGCGAAUCGGUAAAUGAUCAGUGGUAGAAGGCUUUCUGGAUGUGGUUGUGACCCUGGAUGAUCUUGCUGCCAAGUUACCGGACAAGAGCUAGAACACUCCAGCAGAUCAAGCCUUCAGAUAGAAAGGGUGCAGUCCUCUGAGACUCAUCCAGGGCAUGGUGUAGCAUUUUGUCAGUUUAAUUUUGAGAAGUUGUCUACAAAAAAGAUAAUUUAUUAAAAAUGGCCUUUCCUACCUCUGUGGUGUGUGUCAUACAUACUGCUUAGAAGAACUAGAAGAGAGAACGCCAAAAAGGGCUGUGGGAGAGAGCAUUGCAUUCACUUUACAGAAGAGCAUUUCUGUGUUUAUACCUAAUUGGUUUUGUUACAAAUAACAUGUGUUUUGAAAAUGCAACUCCUUCCAACAACUUUCUGUUGUUGGGAGAGGACAGCCCAUGCUAUCUUUAUUUGGUGUAAGUGGUAAUUUUAGAACAGUGACGAAUAUAAUAAAAUGUAACUUUCAGUAAA
Messenger RNA from Mesocricetus auratus (golden hamster), 914 nucleotides. It is a transcript of the gene Rnf7, whose product is annotated as ring finger protein 7. Gene Ontology annotation, molecular function: ubiquitin protein ligase activity; zinc ion binding; cullin family protein binding. NCBI's taxonomy places the organism in Eukaryota, Metazoa, Chordata, Mammalia, Rodentia, Cricetidae. The transcript has 3 exons. The record is from RefSeq and is a predicted model, not a curated record. Bases 86 to 427 code for a protein of 113 amino acids. Gene Ontology annotation, cellular component: nucleus; anaphase-promoting complex; Cul5-RING ubiquitin ligase complex. Gene Ontology annotation, biological process: protein ubiquitination; anaphase-promoting complex-dependent catabolic process.